AUUGAGUUUUCCAUUGAGUUUUCCAUUGAGUUUUUCGCUGUUCAACUCCACUUUGUCAAACUCCCUGCGCCAAUGUACACCAACUACCACGGGCAGCCGCAGCAGCAGCAACAGCAGCAACCACCGCUGCAGCAACGGUAUCAUCCGCAGCAGCUGCCGUACCCAACAUCGCUGCAGCAGCAGCAGGGCUCGGCGUACCCAAUGCCGCCACAGCCUCAGUACCCGAGCUUCCGGAGCCAGUCGCCGGCGUCCAUGCCAGCGCAGCCUCAGCCCAGCGGGAGCAGCAGCAGCAACAGCAGGGGAUUGCCACCACGCCAGCCAACGGUCUACCACGAUCAGCAGUCACAGAUACAAACAGUCGGCGUACACACCAUCUACGAGCAGUUCCCGGAUCUCAAGGCCAUGACGUCGCUGAGCGAGUUGAACGCGUUGCUGGAAGACGAGCAGUUGCUCGACCAGAUUUGCUCAGAAAUGCCAAUGUGCGCAUCCAUCGCAAAAGCCCGGUCGGACUUGCUGGCCAAGAACCACGAUAUUGCGCAACAAAACCUGGCGCUGGAGCCGCGCUUUAUUGAGCAACUCUCGCGGCUGGCAGAGCUACACACCGAGCUGGCAAACAAAAAGCAGCAAUACGAUGCCCUAUUCCAAGAACAACAAGAGGCUUCCCGGCGAUUUAGUACAGAUGCUCUUCUCCAAUCACUGAAAGUGGCAGCGACCGAGGCCGACAGCCAAUCCGAGGCGCUGGCCGAACAGUUGCGCUCAGGCGAAUGCUCGUCCGUGGACGACUUUGUGCGAGACUACCAAGGUCUGCGGCGGCUGUACCACGAACGAAGCGCAAAGAUUGAAAAGUUGCAACACUUGAAAGAUCAUCAACGGUAGAUGCAAACGAAAAAAGAAACAAAAAGUGUUAAGAACAACAACAAUACACAAUGUAAACAUUGCAACAAAACAAA
This is a messenger RNA of Capsaspora owczarzaki ATCC 30864, 950 nucleotides long. RefSeq lists its product as hypothetical. Gene Ontology annotation, cellular component: ESCRT I complex. The transcript has 4 exons. Gene Ontology annotation, biological process: ubiquitin-dependent protein catabolic process via the multivesicular body sorting pathway; protein targeting to membrane; protein targeting to vacuole. NCBI's taxonomy places the organism in Eukaryota, Filasterea, Ministeriida, Capsasporidae. The record is from RefSeq and is a predicted model, not a curated record. Bases 73 to 876 code for a protein of 267 amino acids.